GAAGGAAUUUGAAAGCAAUGAAUAAAAAGCAUGACGUUCAGAGAUUUGAUUCGACCCGUAGUUGCAGAUAUUUUUAUAUUAAGCAGUCGUACCAUAACUUAGCAGACUUCAGUGGACUACAGUUGAAUACAUUUAGCUCUAAAUUUUGCUUGCUAGCUCUUUUCUUAGUCACAUUGUAAAGAAGAAGUGAAUUGAUAACUCAAUCAACCAAAUAUGCAGAUCUUUGUGAAAACUCUCACCGGAAAAACCAUCACUCUUGAGGUAGAACCCUCGGACACCAUUGACAACGUCAAAGCCAAGAUCCAAGACAAAGAGGGUAUCCCUCCCGACCAACAGAGACUGAUCUUCGCUGGAAAGCAGCUUGAGGAUGGCCGAACUCUGUCGGACUACAACAUCCAAAAAGAGAGCACCUUGCACUUAGUUCUUCGACUGAGAGGUGGAAUGCAAAUUUUCGUCAAGACUUUGACUGGAAAAACCAUCACGUUAGAAGUGGAACCUUCGGAUACCAUUGACAAUGUGAAGGCCAAAAUCCAGGACAAAGAAGGAAUCCCACCCGACCAGCAGCGACUGAUCUUCGCUGGAAAACAGCUGGAAGACGGACGAACCCUUUCGGACUAUAACAUUCAAAAAGAGAGCACCCUGCACUUGGUGUUGAGAUUGAGAGGUGGAAUGCAAAUAUUUGUGAAAACUCUUACUGGAAAAACGAUCACUCUGGAAGUGGAACCCUCGGACACCAUUGACAACGUUAAGGCUAAGAUCCAGGACAAGGAAGGAAUUCCUCCUGACCAGCAGAGGUUGAUUUUCGCCGGCAAGCAGCUCGAGGAUGGAAGAACUCUUUCGGAUUACAACAUCCAAAAGGAGAGCACCUUGCAUUUGGUCCUUCGAUUGAGAGGAGGGAUGCAAAUAUUUGUGAAAACCCUCACUGGAAAGACCAUCACGUUGGAAGUAGAACCUUCGGACACCAUUGACAACGUCAAGGCCAAAAUUCAGGACAAGGAAGGAAUCCCUCCUGAUCAACAGAGACUGAUCUUUGCUGGAAAGCAGCUCGAGGAUGGACGAACCCUUUCGGACUAUAACAUUCAAAAAGAGAGCACCCUGCACUUGGUGUUGAGAUUGAGAGGUGGAAUGCAAAUUUUCGUCAAGACUUUGACUGGAAAGACCAUCACUUUAGAGGUGGAACCUUCGGAUACCAUUGACAAUGUGAAGGCCAAGAUUCAGGACAAGGAAGGAAUCCCUCCUGAUCAACAGAGGCUGAUCUUUGCUGGAAAGCAGCUCGAGGAUGGACGAACCCUUUCGGACUAUAACAUUCAAAAAGAGAGCACCCUGCACUUGGUGUUGAGAUUGAGAGGUGGAAUGCAAAUUUUCGUCAAGACUUUGACUGGAAAGACCAUCACUUUAGAGGUGGAACCUUCGGAUACCAUUGAUAAUGUGAAGGCCAAGAUUCAGGACAAGGAAGGAAUCCCUCCUGAUCAACAGAGGCUGAUCUUUGCUGGAAAGCAGCUCGAGGAUGGACGAACCCUUUCGGACUAUAACAUCCAAAAAGAGAGCACUCUUCACUUGGUUCUGCGACUGAGAGGAGGAUUCUAAAGUGAUCACCACCUACAGCUGUACUAGUAUGGGGAGACAAUGAAGUUUUUUGAUGUAACUUGAAUGGCACGUUUAGUAGAGCGGACUAGUAUUGCACCUUGAGUUAUUAUUGCUCUCGUUGGAGUUAAUUUAAUUAGUUUGAUGCAGUUCUGUUUGUCGAUUUGAUUCGAAUAGUGUGUUUUACCAUCAUUAAGAUUGGAUCAAUAAAAAUUAGGUGAAA
This is a messenger RNA of Symsagittifera roscoffensis, 1807 nucleotides long. RefSeq names its product polyubiquitin-C. The record is from RefSeq and is a predicted model, not a curated record. The transcript is spliced from 8 exons. Lineage: Eukaryota; Metazoa; Xenacoelomorpha; Acoela; Convolutidae. Gene Ontology annotation, cellular component: cytoplasm; nucleus. Gene Ontology annotation, molecular function: ubiquitin protein ligase binding; protein tag activity. Bases 214 to 1587 code for a protein of 457 amino acids. Gene Ontology annotation, biological process: modification-dependent protein catabolic process; protein ubiquitination.